CUUAGUAUCUGGUCUUAUUAGAGCUCGCGUUCACAUUCUAUUUGCAACAGCACAAAAACAUUUUUUGAAUUAUCUUCCACACAUUUAUUUGUCCCAGAAUAAAAAAAACAAUGUGCGAAAAGGUCACCGCCAGAUGUACUUGGCCUCAAAUGGCCGGAAACGCUCUAGACCAACUAGUGGCCACCCGAUUGUCUGAUGAAGAUGUCUUUGUAAAGCCUGAUUUAAACGAUGUAAUUAAUGAGGAUCGCGCCGUACUUUUUUCAAUGCAAACUGCCGACCCAGCGACACCUUGUGAGCUGAGGUUCCAAAUCCAGUCCCGCUUCAAAAUCGCAGCUCUUACACUGAUUUGCAGUGCUCCCAGGGUGGAGCUGUUCAUUGGACCCUUGCAGGAAUACUGCGAAACUAUCUACGGAAUUGCCGUCGAUGAGGAGGAUGCGGAAGUUCCGGUUCGACCCUAUCGCUAUGACAUGGAAAUCGACCGAUCCGGGAUUAAUGACAUAAAUCUGAAGAUGCUCACCUCAGCGAGCGAGAUAUGUGUUUAUGGAGCCCUGCUGCAGGUAGCACCGAACCCCAAUGGCAUAACCACGCAGUUGCCCAGGCCAAUGGAUCCGCAAAGAAUCCAGGAACUGCUGCAAAAGGGGGGACCUAGUCCAUCAAGCAAGGAGGAGCAGGCCGAGAAGUUUCAGCAAUUCAUGACUCUGAUGAAGGGCUGUUCCCCAAAAACGGAGGUGAAAGUCCAGGACGCCGUUCCAACCACUGAUGUAGCAGUUCUUAAGGAACACAUAGACAUGAGAUUUGAAAAGCUCGCCCAGUUAGUGGCCGAAAGACUGGACACUUUUGAGGCCCAACAGACGGAUAAGCUUAACAAAAUAAUUGCUCUGCUUGAAAAAGAAAAAUAAUUUAAUCUCAUUUGUAACCAUUUGUAUCAUUCAUAAUUUUACUCCGUAAUUGUUAUAAGACUGUUGGUGCGACACUUUCGAAUGUGAUGAAACAAUAUUAUUCUAUUUGUGUUUGGUUUUUAAAUUUAAUAAACAUAAGUUUUCUUAAA
Messenger RNA from Drosophila eugracilis, 1048 nucleotides. RefSeq lists its product as uncharacterized. Bases 111 to 899 code for a protein of 262 amino acids. The record is from RefSeq and is a predicted model, not a curated record. Lineage: Eukaryota; Metazoa; Arthropoda; Insecta; Diptera; Drosophilidae. The transcript is spliced from 3 exons.